Momordica charantia (bitter melon) is the source of this 1143-nucleotide messenger RNA. Its product is annotated as coiled-coil protein. The record is from RefSeq and is a predicted model, not a curated record. NCBI's taxonomy places the organism in Eukaryota, Viridiplantae, Streptophyta, Magnoliopsida, Cucurbitales, Cucurbitaceae.
GUUAGAUUUUGAAAAGGAAAAAAACCCAAAAAAUAGGGCCCAACCAUGUAAACUAUAAAUAAAGCUCCAUUGCAAAAUCUACGGCCAGUAGACAACUGAAUUUUGACAAAUUGGUAUAAACAAAGGGGAGAAAUAUGAGCUUUUUGGCCGGAAGAUUGGCCGGGAAAGAGGCGGCAUACUUCAUUCAGGAAUCCAAACACGCCAUCGGCCGGCUUGUCCAGAAAAACACGACCCAGAAGUUUCCGGCGCAGCCACCGCCUUCUUCCCAUUCACCGGCGGACGGUGAAUUGCAAGCCGACAUUCUUCCCGAGGUCUUACGGCACUCUCUGCCCUCUAAAAUCUUCAGGGAGCAAUCUGCAGACUCUAAUGGCUCCCUCGUUACUUCUAAAUGGGUUCUUCCUUCUGACCCGAAUCGUCGAUCCGUAUCUUCAGAUGCUCUCAACCCUCUUAGGGCUUUCCUCACCCUUCCCCAGGUUACAUUCGGCCCCAAAAGGUGGGAAUUGCCUCAAUCUGAAAACUCAGUCUUGGCCUCAACUGCUAAUGACCUGCGCGCCGACAAGCAUACUACCAUCAAUCCUGAGAAGUUGAAGGCUGCUGCUGAAGGCCUUGCACAUGUUGGAAAGGCAUUUGCUAUAGCUACUGCGCUUGUCUUUGGUGGUGCUACCUUGAUCUUUGGAUUCACAGUGUCCAAGCUCGAUCUCAACAAUUCCAACGAGAUUCAAACAAAAGGAAGAAACCUGAUUGAACCAAAGAUGGAGAUGAUUAGAGAGCAACUGGUUCCCUUCAAAACAUGGGCUGAGGAUAUGUCGAAGAAAUGGCAUGUAGAAAGAGAUAAAGAUAUCAAGGAGAAGCCUCUCAUAAAGGAACUCUCAAAGACUUUGGGUGCCAAGACUCCCAACUGAACUGUACAUUUUUUUACCUUCUGUUGUUUAUCAUGUAUAUCUGUAAAUAAUAGAGUUCCAUAUUCCUAUCUUCACAGAUGGAGUGGUGAAUUUUACUGCUCGCUAGCGAAGUUAUAUAUAAGAUCGAUGUUGCUUUAAUGCCUGAGACCGAAACUAUAGGACUUUACCACUUCCUGUUUCUUUCUCAAUCUUGUUCUUCACAGCUUGUAAUCUAAACCAGCUCCAUACUUCCAGGCCUCAA